AUUGGAAUUUCUAAGCUACUGACUAGUGUUCUCUCCCUUCUCAUCAUAUGCAUUCUUCCAUCAUCACAAGCAGCCAACAACGUGGUCAGCUUCGGCGCCAAACCAGACGGCCAAACCGAUGAGACGCAGGCAUUCCUAAGGGCAUGGGCUUCAGCAUGCAACUCGGCCAAACCCGUCACCAUUUACGUUCCCAGUGGGAGGUACUUGAUGAAACCUGCAAUCUUUGGAGGACCAUGCAAGAGCAGAAUCUCCACAUUGAUGUCUGGAGCUACUCUUGUUGCCCCUACAGAUUGUCAUGCCCUUGGCAAUUCUGGCAACUGGCUUUUGUUCAAUAAGGUCAUCGGUUUGAUUAUCUUCGGUGGCACCAUUGACGCUCAGGGGCAUGCCUACUGGGCUUGCAAGACUGCCGGAAAAAGUAGCCCCGCCGGAGCACGGUCAUUGACCUUCAAUUAUGGAAGGAACACUGUGAUCAAAGGAUUAAAUUCAAUCAACAGCCAGGUGUCGCACAUCGUAUUUGACGGAUGCACCAAUGCGCUCGUACAAGGAGUUAAGAUCACAGCUCCAGCCAAGAGUCCCAACACAGACGGCAUACAAGUGCAAUACUCAACGGGUAUCACCAUCGUCGCCUCUACCAUAAAGACAGGUGAUGAUUGUAUAUCCAUUGGUCCUGGUUCUACAAAUCUCUGGAUUCAGAACCUUAGAUGUGGACCAGGGCAUGGAGUCAGCAUUGGGAGUCUGGGUAAGGAUAUGUAUGAACAAGGAGUACAGAACGUAACUGUAAAGAAUUCCAUUUUCACAAAGACGGAGAACGGCGUACGGAUCAAAUCAUGGGCGAAACCGAGCUACGGGUUCGUGAGAGGUGUUACAUACACUAACAUUAUCAUGAAGAAUGUUCAAAAUCCAAUCAUAAUUGAUCAGAAGUGUUGCCCAGACUAUUAUGGUUGCCCUAACCGUGUACAAAGUUCAGAGGUGAAGGCAAGUCAAGUGACAUAUAAAGAUAUCCGGGGAACAUCUGCGAUACAAGUGGCCGUCAAAUUUGACUACAGCUCUACAAAUCCAUGUAGUGGGAUCAAAUUAAAAGGAGUUAGGCUUACGUAUAUGAAUAGGCCAGCAGAGACAUCUUGUAACAAUGCUGGUGGAACUGCCACCAGAUCGACUAUGUCAGGAAACUGUUUGUAA
Macadamia integrifolia is the source of this 1179-nucleotide messenger RNA. Its product is annotated as polygalacturonase-like. Gene Ontology annotation, biological process: carbohydrate metabolic process. The annotation marks the transcript as partial. Gene Ontology annotation, molecular function: polygalacturonase activity. The transcript is spliced from 4 exons. Lineage: Eukaryota; Viridiplantae; Streptophyta; Magnoliopsida; Proteales; Proteaceae. The record is from RefSeq and is a predicted model, not a curated record.